AUGUCGGACACUCUUCCUGAAAUGCAAUAUCGCUUCCUCGGCCGGACUGGGCUGAAGGUCUCUGUUAUCUCGUUGGGUAGCUGGCUCACUUACGGCGGUCAUGUCGGAAAUGAAACUGCCCUUGAAUGCAUGAAGGUCGCCUACGAUGCCGGCAUCAACUUCUUCGACACAGCCGAAGGAUACUCAGGCGGCCAGGGCGAGAUUGUCCUCGGACAAGCGAUCAAGAAGUUCGGCUGGAAGCAGAAUGACCUGGUAAUCUCGACCAAGCUUUACUGGGGCAAAGCCAACAGCGCCAACCCAGACAAACCCCUCAACAACAACGGCCUCUCACGCAAGCACAUCAUCGAAGGCAUGAACCUCUCGCUCCAAAGACUGGAUCUCCCCUACGUGGACAUUGUCUUCGCGCAUCGCCCAGACCGUGACACGCCCAUGGAAGAAAUCGUCCGCGCCUUCAACUACCUCAUCAACAACGGCAAAACGUUCUACUGGGGCACAUCAGAGUGGUCCGCUAGCGAGAUCUCCGACGCCUGGCGCAUCGCUGAUAGACUCGGACUCAUCGGUCCAGUCGUCGAACAACCGCAGUAUAACCUGCUCGUGCGCGAGCGCGUCGAGAAGGAAUACCGCUGGUUAUACGAGGCGCAUGGGCUUGGAUUGACUAUUUGGUCGCCGUUGAAGGGUGGGGUUUUGACGGGGAAGUAUAAUGAUGUCUCUGCGCCGCCUGAGGGGUCGCGGUUGGCUGAGUCGAAGGAUGGGUAUGUGCAGAAUUUGAAGAAGACUGUUGGGGAUGAUACUUGGCAGCGGCAGCUUGAUCAGGUUGCGGCGUUGAAGCCUAUUGCUGAGGGGCUGGGCGUUUCGCCGGCGCAAUUGGCUCUUGCUUGGGUUUUGAAGAAUCCUAAUAUUUCGUCUAUGAUUACUGGUGCUUCGAGGCCGCAGCAGGUUACUGAUAAUAUUCGGGCUUUGGCGGUUGUGGAGUUGUUGACUGAGGAGGUUGUUGAGAAGAUUGAGGCUGCUCUUGGGAAUGCGCCUGCUGUCGAGACGAGACGAUUCUAA
Messenger RNA from Penicillium arizonense, 1050 nucleotides. RefSeq lists its product as uncharacterized. The transcript is spliced from 3 exons. Bases 1 to 1050 code for a protein of 349 amino acids. The record is from RefSeq and is a predicted model, not a curated record. NCBI's taxonomy places the organism in Eukaryota, Fungi, Ascomycota, Eurotiomycetes, Eurotiales, Aspergillaceae.